AUGUCUCGGUUCGCUGGGACUACCCCGUUGGGUCCGCCGAAGCGACCGCGCUGGUCCCACCUGCACCAGUCCAGCCCGGUGAGCUUUGAUGGCCGUUCAACCGACUCGCCAAGCUCUCCAGGUAGCACCUCGACUCACUCUACGAUACGCGAAGACAAGCGCCGCAAGUCGGAGCGAUACUGCUCCGUACUGGUCAACGACGGCUACUCCAAGGACGAGGCGCUUCUCAACUUGGACCUUUUCGCCGGCCAUGUCCGUCCCGGCAUGCUCAUGGCCCUGGUGCCUCUAAAGGGCGAUUCCAAAAACGCGGCCGGCGGCUACGGAAGUCUUCACAAACAGACACAUGAGCACGCCGACACUUCAAGGUCCGUGUCUGGCGCAUUCGGCGACCAUGAUUCCGACGUCGGCCACACCUUCAUCUUCGUGGCCAAGGACAUGACCAAGGAAAUGAAGAACCGAUACCCCGACAUUGAAGUGCAUCUCGCGAGGCACAUUGCCGAUGCGUUUGGGUUUAAGAAGAGGUCUCAUGUGCUUCUGCGGCCGGUCGACAAGGACCACCCCGCCGUUGAGGCAACACAUGUCGAGAUAUCCUUCAAGGAUCAGUACCUCUCGCGGGCCGAUAUGUGGAGGCUGGCCGUUGGAGAACUGACCCAGCGGACAGUGUACAAAGGCCAGUCCAUUUUUUCCCUCGGCACCAUCAAAGCCCAGGUCACCGCGGUCUACGUCAAUGGGCAGACCAUGCACUCGGCCUUCUUUGCCAGAGACACCCGGCCGAUAUUCCGGAGCGAAUCCGCAAAGUACAUCCUCUUCAUCCAAAUGGCGCGAGAAAUGUGGGACUUUGACUCCGAAACCUCGGGGGAGAUCAUGUUCAACAAAGUCGUCAACGGGUUCCUGCCAGCCCUGUUCAAGCGCUGGGAAAUGCUAAAGGUCAAGCACCUCGUGAGCAUAGUUCUCUUCGCCCGCGUGGAAUACGACACCGGCAUCAGCGCAGACCUCGCCUACAGCUCUCUGCUGCACGGUUACUACACCGGGAUCCAACCUUCGGGAGUCCGGCGGCCGUACAAGGACUUUUACAGGGUCGUGGUCAGCGAGAUGUCGAGCGGUGAGUGGACACGGAUUCUCCACCAGCUGAAGAAGGAGUUCAACUUCUUCCGGCGGGACAUUAGCCUGCACCAUCAGUCCGUCGCUGCUUUCGCUCAGAUGGCGAGCGAGGAUGAUGACGGUGGGAAAGACGGGGUGCCCAGCCCCGUCAAAGCUGAAUCGUCCUUGGCUCUGCAUGGCAACGUUUUGGAAGCCAUAAACUUGGCGGCCUCCCAGUUCGCGCACGACUACAUCGACCGAGACUUGGCUCGGACGGGAAUAUCUAUCGUCGUCAUCACUCCAGGUCCCGGCGUUUUCGAGGUGGACUACGGGACACUGCAGCGGACCACCGAGGCGCUAGUCGGGAAUGGCAUCGGCAUAGAUCUGAUUUGCAUGGGAGCCAUGCCGCUGCAUUCUGCGCCCCUGUUCAAGUACCGGAACCCCCAGUACUCGGAAGACGGUCGGGGAGGGCAGGGGACGGCUCUGCUGUCCAGGUCAUUCCACAGUCGUGAUAGCACCCCGAAUCAACCCACUCCCGUCAUUGGGAGCUACCAGUCACUGUCUGGCUCGUUCUCGCCGACAAAGGCCUUCAACCUGGCAGGUAGGAUCGAGACCCUGGCCUUGAUGGGAGCCAGCGAGCAGUACUGCUACGCCCUGCCUCAGUGGUUACACGUCUCGUUCUGGACCGGCGCAUCGGAAGAAUCUCUGUCUUAUGCCGGCAUUGCGCUGACCGUAUCGAACCGGGUGGAGCAGGAGGAUGCAUCCCGGUUCAAGGUGAGGUGUAGAAUGUAUGACUUGCAGAUGCGAAGUGUUUUGGACGCCAACGAAAUUGAAACCGCUCCGCUGCAAACCGACCCGAACUAUCCUGCGCAGCAGGUGCAGGCCAAUGCCAUGAUAAAACGGCGUGCGGAGCGGCUGGGCGAGGUGGUGUAUAUGCCGCCCAAGCAUCCUCCGGAGGCUUUGUUCGACCCUGUCUACGGCUUCCAGAAGUUUGUUCCCGACAGGUUCUCUCGGAUGGCAGAUAAAUCCCUCUGGAAGAACCUACGAGAGUACGACGACGCAAAGGCUAAGCUGACAAGAAAUCGCCACCAGCACCAGCACCAGCACCAGCACCAGCACCAGCACCAGCACCAUCACCAUCACCAUCACCACCACCCAGCAUCAAAACACAAGACAGAACCUGAUGAUUCAGGUCGGAGACAGCAAACAAAAGACGACGCCGGUCCGUUUGGGACGUCCCUGCCAGAACGGAGAGCCGCCGCUCAUACGCAGUCGUCCCGGAAGGCGUCGCUUGCGGCCGCAGAUGUCGAAAGGCCGGUUCUGCCGACUGCUCGACAGCCUGGGCCCGAACCUCCGUGUGGCACCGGCAAGAAAGCACCCUCGAUCCGACCGCCAAAGUUCAUGCGCCAGUUCAGUCUCGGGAAUCGUGGCUUCGGGAUCGCAGCGCCCAAGGUAGCCGCCGCCGAGGUUAGGGUCGAGACUGUGAGUGCUGCUGCUGUCCUGUCAUCGAACAGCUUGCGGCCGCCAUCCAAUCCUCGCUCACUGGCAGAAGUCAGGCCGUCAACCCCGCAAACCAUCAGGAACCGCGCAUCAUCCGUCGCUGGGCCGAUGCAGAGGUCGGAGACGAGCGAUCCUGGCGCCCGGGCAAUGCCCGCAACGCCAAGCAUCCCUAUUUCCAGGGAUGCCUUUAGCAGGCCAAGCACCGCAGCCAGUCAGUUUCAGGCGGAGCUGCCGCCAAUCGUACCUGCAGGCCGAGGUAUCCGCCGGGAGAAACGUCACGAGGACAGCGACGUGCAUUUCUCCAACGCCCUGCGAGCCGAGGACGCCCAGAAGGUGUACACGAGCAAGCUGAGGGCAGGCGUCGUCCCGGAAUUGCCGUCCACCCUGUCUCCCACGAGGGCCAUCAACCCUUGGUUGACGCUCCUCAAUCCUUCCCACCCCGAGAGCUACAGGAUAGACGACACUGUCUUGUACAGCCGGUGGCAGCAUGUUUUCCCUCGGACCUCGGACAUGAAGGUGCAGAAAUGGAAGACGCUGUGCUGCCCUGCCGCUGUGCCACUGACGACGGAGUACUUCCCCUCCAAGGCUCAGUUCGACGCAGAGUAUCAGCGGCAUCCGUACAACAUCGACCAGAACAUGGACGACGACGUGGUCGAUGAACCAAAGUCUCGCAAGGAGUUUAUGAAGGAGCUGAUUAGCAUGCGGUUCUCCCAGGGCUUCCAAGCCAUUGUAGGCCCUCUGGUGGCCAGGGCGUUUGGCCAAAAGGUCGUCAAGAUUGCCGACAUCUUUUCUCGCGACCAACCGCUGGACGACGGCACAAGCGUCUUCAUGUCCGUCGGAAACACGAUCCAUCAGCUGUCGUGCGUAAACGGCACCGAGGUUGAGGUCAACAUUUACCUGCGGAAACCCACCGACUCCACGGUCGAGUCCGACAGCUUCCAUCCAACCUACCGGCCGGCGAUCAGGACAAAUCUGGAUUCGGAAUACGAGACCCGCUCGAUUGACAUUAUGACCCCGAAACCGGAGAGGAGCUGGAACACGAUUGACUCGUACCUCGCAGGCCACUACGACGAGAUGAUGGACAGUCUGCGGUUCUGGCGGGCGAGAUUCGUGCUGAUCCCGCUCAGCCCCCGGCACCCGUCGAUUCCCCGGAUCCACACGGGCGACAACGCGGAAGAACUUCGCAUCGAGGGCAUCAAGAAGCUUGCUCAGCUCUGGCAGCGCAACCGAUACGCCCCGCCUUCGGAACGGCGGUUCCAAGCCUCUGCCAAGCGACGGUCUCUGCUGGACAUUGUGUACAAGACGGAAGACGCAUCGGUUGUGAUUGCCGCCGAGCUCGAGACCCUGCCGAUACUGGAGAGCAUGGACGCCACGCACCGCAAGGGGCAGCUCGUCACCAGGAAGGAGCGAUUCCACAAGGCGAAUCUCAACCUGGCAGCGCUUGCGGAAGCCAUCCAACAGCCGGUGGAGAGCGGCGGGGCGCCGGUUCGAAACCGCCGGUGGCAUCUUAGGCUGCACAGCGCCUGCUUCAUCGGGUCGGAAAUGACCACCUGGCUCCUGGACAAUUUCGAAGACCUGGAGAGCCGGGAAGAAGCGGAAGAGCUGGGCAACAUGCUGAUGGUACCCAGCGACGCAAGGGACAAGGAAGCGGCCGAGACCAAGCCAGCCGACAAGGAAAGGGGGCUGUUUAUGCACGUGGAGAGACGCCACAACUUCCGCGACGGCAACUACUUUUACCAGAUUGCGCCAGAGUACGCAAAACCACGGCCGGGGUGGUUCGGAGGCGGAGGCGGAGGCGGAGGCGGAGGCGGAGGCGGAGGCGGAGGCGGCCGGCGCGACGUCUCGUCACCCGCUCCCGCGCUGUCCGACGGCGGCGGCGGCGGCGGCAGCGACUCCCCACGGCCCAGCGUCGUCGGGGCUUCCCGGCCGCCGCCGCUGGCAGCCGCAGCGGGCGACGGCAAGUCUCCGGCCUCGUUUGGCCCCGCCUCGAGCUCCAGCCAGCAGGCGGGGGUGUUCACGUUCAAGAACCGGCCCCGCGUGGCGCUCAGCAAGAUGAUGCGGUACGACGUCGACCCGCGCAAGAGGUCGUACCGCCCGGAGCGCAUCGACCUGCACUACGACCGGCUGCACAACCCGGACAGCUGCUACCACAUCCGCAUCGGCUGGAUGAGCGCGACGUCCAAGCUGGUCGAGGACGCCGUCGAAAGCUGGGAGCGCGAGGCCAGCCAGUACGGCCUGCGGCUCGUCCAGGUCCCCAUCCGCGAGGCGUGCCGCAUCACCGAGACCAACCCGUUCCGCAAGCCGUACCCCAUCCGGCUGGCCCUGCCGCCGCCGGCCGAGCGCCCCGACGCCUACUACGACCCCAACUCCCUGGGGCCCCAGGCCGGCCCGUGCAACAACUUUUACCAGACGGCCAUCCUCAAGAGCUUCGACUUUGUGCUCGACAUGGAGGCGGCGUCCAACUUCCCCGCCGACGUGGACGUGCGCUACUCGUGGGGCAAGCCCGACUUCCUGUACACGCAGUACAUACACCGGUCCGGCGCGCUGCUUGCGCAAAUCACCGACGAGGGCAACUUUCUCGUGCUCGCCAACAGGCUCUGCAACAGGCGCAUCAGCCUGCUCCGCAACCAAGGUGUGCACCCGGAACAGCAGCAGCAGCAGCAGCAGCAACCGCCACCGCAGCCACCGCUCGCCGGGACCGGGACCGGGCGCAGCAUCUCCCAGAUGGCUUCUUCCUACGCGGCCAGCCACGGCGGCGGCGGCGGCAGCGUGCCCGGCAGCGCUCCCGAAUGCGCGGCCGCCGGAGGGCCCAUGACCUCGCCGCAGGUCCGGCCCACGUUCCACCAGUUCUCCUCCCCCGUCGCCAGACCGGCCGACGGCGGCGGCGGCGGCGGCGGCAAGCCCGGCGCCGCGACCGCCCGCUCGGGGCCGGAAGCCGUCCAGGCCGAGCUCGAGGCCUUUUGCCGCAACGAGGCCGCCCUCGCGGCCUUUUACAAGGAGAUGCUGGACAAGGGCAUGCAGCGACCGCACGGCACGCCGGCAUCCACCGCCACGACGCAGUCCCUCGCGGGGCUGGACCCCGUGCCCGAGGCGAGCAUCCCCUCCUUGGGCCUGCCGCCCGGGGUCCUGGGCGACCGGCAUGCCGCCGGGGGGGACGCGCACUCGGCAGCCGCCAUGGCGAGCAUACGGAUGAGCAGUCCCAUGGCGUUUCUGAGACGAGGCAGCGUGCAGUACGACGGUAUGGGAUUAGGGUCCAAGGGGAAAUGA
This is a messenger RNA of Ustilaginoidea virens, 5847 nucleotides long. RefSeq lists its product as uncharacterized. Gene Ontology annotation, molecular function: GTPase activator activity. Bases 1 to 5847 code for a protein of 1948 amino acids. The transcript is spliced from 2 exons. Gene Ontology annotation, cellular component: GATOR1 complex. The record is from RefSeq and is a predicted model, not a curated record. Gene Ontology annotation, biological process: intracellular signal transduction; negative regulation of TORC1 signaling; positive regulation of autophagy. Lineage: Eukaryota; Fungi; Ascomycota; Sordariomycetes; Hypocreales; Clavicipitaceae.